Molecule: messenger RNA, 833 nt
Organism: Telopea speciosissima
Lineage: Eukaryota; Viridiplantae; Streptophyta; Magnoliopsida; Proteales; Proteaceae
Product: mavicyanin-like
Exons: 4
Coding region: 34-618 (194 amino acids)
Cellular component (GO): plasma membrane
Molecular function (GO): electron transfer activity
Source: RefSeq, a predicted model, not a curated record
UCUUCUCUUCUCUUUCUUUUGUGUUUCAGAGCCAUGGCUUUUGCUCAGAAAGCCAUGUUUAUGUUCUUCUUGGUUAUGGCUGCUGCUUUGGAGGUCUCCUUGGGUGCUGUCUACAAGGUUGGGGAUGCUAAAGGUUGGACUACUCUUGGAAAAAUUAACUACACUGCCUGGGCUGCCAGUAAGAACUUUCAUGUUGGUGAUACCAUCCAUUUCGAGUACAGCAAGCAAUUCCACAAUGUGAUGCAAGUGACACAUUCGGAUUUCCAAGCCUGCAAUGUUUCAUCCCCAAUGCUCACAUACGCCACUGGCAACGACUCUGUUGUCAUCAAGAAGACUGGCCAUUACUACUUCCUGUGCGGUGUCCCCGGCCAUUGCCAGCUUGGACAGAAGGUUGAUAUCCGCGUUCCCAAGUCUUCUGUAGCCACGGCCCCUUCUCCAUAUGGUUCUGCUUCUUCCCCCAUAGCUUCCACUACCUCUUCACCUUCUGGUGCAGUUGCAGGGGCUCCUGGGCCCUCUCAGAAAAGCAGUGCUCCUUACCCUUCUUCCAAUGGGUUUGUGGGUAAGCUUGGAAUGGCCUUGUUGGCCUUAGCUGUUUCUGUUUGUGUGUUAGAUUACUAGGAGAGUUGGAGAUAUUCUGUUAGCUUAUUGGGUUUUACAUUGGGCGGAUGCAUCUGUUCUAGUGGGAGUUAUUAUACUGAACAUUUGUAGGUGGAUAUUUGGUCAACUUUUACCAGUUUUUGUUUGUGAUUUGGAUUUCACAGAAUUCUUACAUUAUGUUUGUUCCAUAAUCCAUCUUCUUGGUAUUAAUUGGAUGGAAGUACAUUUAGAGUGGA